AUGCGUCCUUCAAGGCCCCUCUUCAUCUGCCUUCAUACCCUGAUUCCCAGCAAGGUCACCGGCCAAAUCGCUUCGCUAGAAGACCUCAAUGAGCCGAUUGCGCGAUCCAGCGUCGCGAAGGGCUUGACCAUUCGUUCUGUCCGAGUUAGCGGCACUGGGCCUCUGCAAGAUAGCGCGCGCCCUCUCUGCGAAGUCUCGAUCUUCUUCCAUGAACAAUCCCAUCAAUCCCUUUACUUCGUCACCGAGAUAGCGAGGCCUAGGGUGCAUAUUGCGGCUUCGCACCGCCACAGCUCAGCGUUUUUGAACGGCAACGGUUCGAUGUCGAUGGACGGAGGCGGUGCCUCUGCGAUCCUCACCACCACGACCACCACGACCACCACUAUCGCCUGA
Messenger RNA from Anthostomella pinea, 390 nucleotides. Lineage: Eukaryota; Fungi; Ascomycota; Sordariomycetes; Xylariales; Xylariaceae. The record is from the annotation of a GenBank genome assembly.